UUACUCACUCACCGAUUCUCGUUUGCGAUAUAUACAUGCAACGAUUCCUCAUCUCCAUCAAAACAAAGUGCCAUAAUCCUGCUAGACUCGUGCUACUACAAGAGGGCGCGCAGAAAAUCGAUCCACGAGCCCAGCUAACGAUUUCAUUCCGGCAAACUCGUCAGCAGCGGGUUUCGUUUCGUUUUUUUGUUUCGUUUCACGGCGGCACUUUUGUCUACUUCUACCCCGCAGUUCGGACUUGGCACCUUGGAGAAUAUCAUAAGAGAGGCAAGCGAAAGGAGAAAAAAAGGAGAGAGGCAAUAUCUGGCAAUAACGUGUGAAAAAAGAAAAAAAAAAUAGAUUGGGCUUGAUCACAAUGGGAG
Molecule: messenger RNA, 362 nt
Organism: Trichoderma asperellum CBS 433.97
Lineage: Eukaryota; Fungi; Ascomycota; Sordariomycetes; Hypocreales; Hypocreaceae
Source: RefSeq, a predicted model, not a curated record